CCGGGGCCCGCCACGAUGCCCCGGCGGAAGCAGAGCCACCCGCAGCCGGUGAAGGGUGAGUGCGCGGCGGGCCCGGGGGGCGGCGGCGGCGGCCCGGCGGGGACCCGCGGCGCUCGGAGCGCUGCAGCGGACGCCGAGGAUGGCACCGAGGAGACGGCAAGAGCGGCGGUGGUGCUGCCCGGGGACCUGCUGCUGGGCCGUGGCCCGGCCUCCGAGAAGGGACCGCCAGCAGACACCCUGGUGGGGAAGAUCGCCAUCCCAGCGUACGCCCUGAGCGACGACGACUGCUCGUCCGGGUACCAGCAGCUGAGCGUGGAGAGCGACCCCGAGGAGGGCGGCGAGCCGGGCCCCGCGGCGCUGCCCUGCCGCCAGUGCGGGCUGCAGCUGGCUGCCAGCCUGGGCCAGAGCUGCCUGCAGUGCGCCGGCGCCGAGGGCGGCCGCAGCCAGCGCAUCGUCUACUCCUGCCAGCUCUGCCCCUUCGCCUCGCACUACUCCAGCCACCUCAAGCGCCACAUGAAGACACACAACGGGGAGAAGCCCUUCGCCUGCCCGCAGUGCGCCUACGCCUCCGCCCAGCUGGUGAACCUGACGCGGCACCUGCGCACGCACACCGGCGAGAAGCCCUACCGCUGCACGGGCUGCAGCUUCGCCUGCAGCAGCCUGGGCAACCUCAAACGCCACGAGCGCGUCCACAGCCAGGACAAGCCCUUCCAGUGCGCCGCCUGCGACUACCGCUGCAACCAGAGCCGCAACCUGAAGCGGCACAUGCUCAGCCACCGCCUGCCCGAGGGCGAGGGGCCGCACCGGCGGGACAAGGACCCAGAGCCGCUGCUGCCAGAGCUGAGCCUGCACGUGGGCAGCGGCAGCGGCCCCUUCCUGCCCGGCUGUGCCCGGCUGCGGGGCGAGGAGGCGGCCGCGCUGCCCGAGCUGCUGUUCCCCUUCACGUGCCGCAUGUGCGGGCUGGUGCUGGACGACGGCUUCGCGCAGGACGAGGGCCUGGCCGAGCAGGUGUGCGGGCGCUGCAGCCUGGCGGUGCUGGGCACCGAGCCGGGUGCCAGCCCCCGCAAGGGCGCCGGGGACAAGGGCUUCGCCUGCAGCCUGUGCCCCUUCGUCACGCACUACCCCAACCACCUGGCGCGGCACAUGAAGACGCACAGCGGGGAGAAGCCCUUCGCCUGCCCGCUCUGCCCCUACGCCUCCGCCCACCUGGACAACCUGAAGCGGCACCAGCGCGUGCACACGGGCGAGAAGCCCUACAAGUGCCAGCUCUGCGACUACGCCUGCGGCAACCUGGCCAACCUCAAGCGUCACGGGCGCAUCCACUCAGGCGACAAGCCCUUCCAGUGCAGCCUCUGCAGCUACAGCUGCAACCAGAGCAUGAACCUGAAGCGGCACAUGCUGCGGCACACGGGCGAAAAGCCCUUCCAGUGCCGGGACUGCUCCUACACCACCGGGCACUGGGACAACUACAAGCGCCACCAGAAGAUCCACGGCCACACGGCCGAGAGCUGGGUGAACCCGCGCAAUGCCAAAGCCCUCCUGGCCCCCCCAGCCGUGGGCACGGCCCUGCCCUGAGACAGCACUUAGCCCGGCAGGGGCCCGGGGUGCCUGCCCUCCCUGGGGGAGGGAGGACAGGCGGGCACCUCCGGGGGGCUCAGGGCUGCCUUACAGCAGGCCCAGAGGCACACUGGGCCUCGGCAGCCCCGUCCUGCCUGGGCAGGGUGAAGUGAUGACCGGCGGCUCUGAGCCCUGCCCGUGUGGCAGCACGGCCACGUCUCCAGCCACCCCAGCUGCCUGAUUCUGCCUGCCGGAGCCUUCCUCUGCCGGCGUUUGGGGACAAGGGGGGAGGGGGGAACAGGACUGGUUCCAUGGCGGUCGCCGUGCUGGUCGGUGUAA
This is a messenger RNA of Melospiza georgiana, 1896 nucleotides long. It is a transcript of the gene ZNF513, whose product is annotated as zinc finger protein 513. The transcript has 3 exons. Gene Ontology annotation, molecular function: DNA-binding transcription factor activity, RNA polymerase II-specific; RNA polymerase II cis-regulatory region sequence-specific DNA binding. Gene Ontology annotation, biological process: regulation of transcription by RNA polymerase II. Gene Ontology annotation, cellular component: nucleus. The record is from RefSeq and is a predicted model, not a curated record. The coding region runs from base 16 to 1575 and encodes 519 amino acids. Lineage: Eukaryota; Metazoa; Chordata; Aves; Passeriformes; Passerellidae.